Messenger RNA from Phaedon cochleariae (mustard beetle), 3486 nucleotides. The record is from the annotation of a GenBank genome assembly. Lineage: Eukaryota; Metazoa; Arthropoda; Insecta; Coleoptera; Chrysomelidae.
AUGCAGUCCACAGAAGAAACCUCUCGAAAACCUGAGAAUAUGUGGAAAGAUGUUUACAAGAAACUGCAGAAACAGAAAUCUUCGGAUUUUCAAAAUUACAGAAUCCAGCAGGUGGACGGCGGCUUCUUCGAGAAAUUCGGCUCGCUGCUGCGCGAGCAUGCCGAGCUCACCGCCGCCCGAGAGGCGGUCGAGAAGCGGCGGGUGGUCGAGGCGUUCGCCCAAGCCGUCCCCGCCAGGCACGACGACGACGACAGCGAAAACGACCGACCGCUGCCGACGGUGGAGAGCGGCGACGAGGCCUCCCUGUCAUCCGACUCGGAGGUGGAGGGGGAUAAGGACAGGACCGAGCUGAUCGCCACCGCCUGGAACAUCGACGAGCUCUACUGCGAAGUCCUCUACGAGAUCCUGCACAACGUAGGAUGCGAUGUCGCUUUGGAAGUGGGCCAGACGGCGCUGUUCUCGUACGCGCAGGACGCCUUCAAGAUGCCCAACGACAAGCACCACCACUUCAUGGAGCUGGCCGAGAAGAAGGAGGCGCCCGAGCUACUGGUCAACGUCGAGGUGAUCGAGGCAAAAGAUCUCAAGCCUAAGGACUCGAACGGCCUGAGUGACCCGUUCGUGACGCUCUAUCUGGCCACAAACACGACGCACAGGUACAACACGUCAGUGAAGACAAUGACGCUGGAUCCGGUGUGGGAGGAGCAUUUCGCCUUACCUAUAGCAGAAAACAACAAACAGGACACCUUGUGUUUGGAAGUCUGGGAUUUCGAUCCAGCAGAAUCCGUGAAAGAAAAACUGGGCAAAAUAUUCGAUGUGAAAGGAGUCAAAGGAAUGAGAAAAUUGAUGAAGGAAAUCGCAGUCACAGCGACAAGUGGACAGCACGAGAACGAGCUCAUUGGUAGAGCCCAGAUUCCACUAGGUACAAUUCCCGCAUCAGGUAUGACAAUGUGGUACAGUUUGGACAAGAAGAAUAAAGUCACUCGACAAGGGGUGCUCAAAGUUAGGAUAGCAUUCAGCUCGGAGAAAAACAACCAAGUUGCUAAACAAGAAUACCGACACAUGCUGAGGAUGAUUUUGAUGCAUGAACUAGAAGUUUCGAAGGUCGCCCCCCACUGGUGGUGCGGCUCGUUCAGCCCCCCCGGCGACCAGCUCCUCGUGCAGCACGUGGUCCAGUCGGGCAUCCCGGCCGUCGAGGCGCUCCUCUGCCAGUACUGCGUGUACGCCUUCGUCCACCAGAGCCACGCGCUGAGCCUCACCUUGUUCGCGAACUCCCUGGAGAAGUUGGCGAAGCCGAUGAGGACCGACGGAGUUUCCGAGGAGGACUGUAAGUUGUUUUGGGACGCGACGAAGCGGCUGUUGCCGUCCUGUUUCGCGGUGGUGAGGAAGAUCAGGAAGAAGAAUUGCAACGAGAAGACGACGAUGAAGCAGGUGACCGAAGUGCUGAAGAUCCUCAACCACAUCCACUCCUUGGAGCCCCCCGCGAACGUUGACCUCUUUCCCGCUACCAGCUACCCCUGGGCCACCUCUGCAGACUGUGCCGAUCGCAGCAUCCCGUCCACUUUGAACGAUGCCGUGGUGCGGGGGGCGUCCGAUUGGUUGGAUUAUAUUUUAGAGAAUAACGAGAGGCCAGACGAGAGUGACGUGUCGCGGUUGCAGAGUCUCAUUCAGAUCAUACAGCUGGUCAGGAGCGAUUUGCAGAAGGCUAUCGAGUUCUACGAUAAACUGUUUCAAGAGACUGUCAAUUUCCAAUACGCCAAGGCGCUGUACGUCUACUACCAAGUCAAACUAUCCACCAUGUGCGAACCGGCCGUAAUCGAAAUCUGCAAGAACCUGAAAAGACUGAACUACAAUGGCACCAGCAACAACGAAAACGCCCCUGACCCCCUUUCCGAGGGCACUUCCCUCUUCGAACUCUACCUGGCCAUACAAAGGUUUGCCACCCUGGGUCAAGGACUCUGUCCAGCCGACUACGACAGCUUCCACAUCAAGAAUUUCCAUCAGUGGUUCCAUGGUGGUGUGGCGCAGUGGUUGGACAUAGCAGUUUACAAAGCUCUGCAGCGAAUAGAGAAGGCAGUCGAGUUGGAUACGCUGACGCCCGUAGAUAAUACAGUGAAGUACAGUUCUUCGGCCGUCGAUACACUUACCAUAUUUUACCAGGUGAAAAUUUUCUGGGAACAACUCAACUGGCCAGACGUGGAGAGCUGCUACACCUUUAUAGCCAAAAUAAUCGAUGACAUCUGCCGCUGCAGCGUCUUCUACGCGGACAAGAUGGCGGAGCGCGUCGACGGCCUCGGCGACCACAGCGACAUCUACGAGAAGCGGUUCGAGGUGACGACCGAGUGGUGCCUGGCCAUCAACAAUAUCGACUACGUGCGCGAGACGCUCGAGCCGUUCACCAAGGACCUGGGCAUGGAGGACAUCAUUGAGAAGAUAUCGGAGCUGAAGAGUCCCGUGGAGGCGCAGCGGUGCCAGCACACGUUGGAGAAUGUCAUCGCGAAUGCGAUCGAUACUGUGAGGAAUAAGAUCGUGGAGUUGUUAGAGACGGUGGUUUCGAAGAUGGCUCCAGCAAUGAAGAGACUGUUGAUAGAAGGUGCAGAACUGUGCAACCAGGACAGCAACAGUAUCGAUAGACUGAUGAUGUAUGUCGACAAUAACCUUAGCACGUUAAAUAGAGAGCUGAACGAAGAGAAUUUCGAUAGGACAUUGGAAAUUGUCUGGGAUAUGUUGGCAGGGACGCUGAAAGAAAUCAUUCAAUCGAAUUUAGACAAAAGAAGGCCGCCAUCAUUUUUCGCCAAUCUUCGUAAAACCCUGAAUUUGAUGUUGGGAUCGUUCAAGAACCCCGAUGACUACAGCAGUUGUGAUGUAUUGAAAAAAACCGAGAAUCUAUUGAAAGUGAAUGGACUGGAAACAGCUGACUUAAUUCAUCAAGUGCAUCUUGACUUGGCGGAAGAUUUUAGAAAAGCCAAAGAUUCUCCUUUUGGAGAAAUAUCUGUGAGAGUGAAAUUCGAGGAAAAUACUCUUACAGUGGAAGUGAUAAAUGCAAGGAAUUUAAUAGGAAUGGAUUCUAAUGGGUCAUGUGAUUCAUUUGUAAGGGUCCAUUUGCUACCUGAACACAAGUUCAGUGGGAUAGAUAAGCCAAAGACUAAAACUCACAACAAAACUCAAUUUCCUUUGUAUGACGAGAAGUUUGUGAUAAAACUAAAUCCGGAACAAAGACAGUUAGAAGAUGGAUUAAUUUUGUUUAGUGUUAAGGAUAAGGACCUGUUAGGAUACAAUAAUCAAUACAUAGGAGAAGCAUUUUUAUCAUUCAGCGACAUUGAAGACACGGUUCAAUCUGUUGAAACUUUGUCUCAAAUCCAUUUACACUUAGGCAGACCUACAGAGAAGUUUAUGGCUUCCGAUGGAAUAAGAGCACUGGAACACAGACAAGGUGAUAAAUUAUCCAAAGAUUUCAUUAAAAGAUUCAAACAGAGAAUGGGCACAUAG